CUGUUAAAAUCUUCUGGAACCUGCUGUGGCUCUGUAAUGAGAAAAUAAGAGUAUUCGAGUAUUCUUUUUUCUAUAUGCAGUUAAAAUUUAAUUUUUAUACUAGCUGGAGAUAACUUGAAAUAAAUAAUAAUGGCAAUGCUUUUUCUUAGCAUUUGAAGAUGUCUAAAAAGAAACUGAAGAAAUUAACUGGAAAGGAAGACAGUUUGGAUGGCCGGGAUGACAAAAACAUUGAAGACAUAAGAUCUUACAACUGUACUAUGAAAGGAGAGACAGAAUUUCAGAGAUUCAAAACAGAGAAAGAUGGGCAAGAGGAGAAGCAAGAACGAAGUUCUCAUAGUUCUCAUGGCAAUGACGGAAAAUCCAGAGGAAAAUCUUCAAAUAGAAACAAAACCACAGACAAUUCUUUAAUCCAAACUAAAAAGCAAAAGAAAGUAGUUAUUGAAUUUAAAGACAGAGAAAUUAAACAUGGAAAAAGUACGCGCACUCCUGAUGUUGUGACUACUCGCAAGGAAAGUUACAACAAAAGUCAUCUUGAUGGGACAGAAGGAAAAAGACUCUAUAGCUUUGCGGUUCAGAGGAGCAAGGCACUGAAGAAAAAGACGGAGAAGGCUGAACUUUGUAAACUAAAGUUAAAAGGGGAACAAACUAUGUUGGAAAAAAUUAGGUCAUCUGUCAAUGAUUCACAUGUACCACAUAAAAAGGCACAUGGAAAAAAAAUGAGUGAAGAUGUCAGAAAUUCAAAAAAGCGCUCUGACACUUCUACACGGACUGUGCAUGGUAAUAGGUCUUUCACUAAGAGGCCAAAUAUAUUAUCUAGUACUUGGGAAGAAGAGUAUGAAGAUGAAUGUGAAGAGUUUUCUAAGAAAAAACAGCAUGUGAGUAAACAUACACCCUCACGCUAUUCGACUGAAAUACAACGAUGGGACUCUUGUAAACAGAAGAAACAGAAUGCCGAUUCUUAUAAAGCUGCUGGUAAUACAGAGAAAGAAAAAAGGGACUUCAAAGCCACAUCAUUAUGUUUUAAGCAGACGACUGAUAGAUGUUCUACUUCCAUUCCUACUUGUUUCUCGAAUUUUGAAGUCCCAUGCACCUCUGACACCUACCAAGAAGGUGAGGACACAAAGUCUGUCCAAAAGAGUUCUGAAGUCUUUCCACCUCUUCAAGACAGUCAGAUCUCUGAAACAGACCAAGAGAUGCAGAUAAUUGAAGAUUUGCAUGUUGCCCGUGUUCAGAAGAGGAUGAUGCUGUCUGUAGUAGAGACUUGUGGAGAACUUACAAGUAUGGAAAUAGAUCUUCCAGAGCAGGAUUUAAAUACUUCUGCUGAGACUUUUCCUUCUGGUCUGAACAUACUAGUGGUGAUUGACACAAAUAUAAUGAUUAGUCACCUUGAGUUUGUCAGAUCCCUGAAAUGUGAGAAUAUACCAGGUGUUGGCAGACUUGCAUUAAUAAUUCCCUGGGUUGUUCUACAAGAGCUGGACAACUUGAAGAAGGGGAAAAUGCUGCAGCAUGUUCGGGACAAAGCUAUCCCUGCAGUCCAGUUCAUCUACAUGUGUCUCAAAAACCAAGAUUCAAAAUUGUGGGGACAAUCCAUGCAGCUUGCUUCUCAAAAAAUAUAUGGCCUGAGUGACGAGAACAAUGACGAUCGUGUUUUACAAUGUUGUCUGCAGUAUCAGAACCUCUUUCCUCAAGCUGUUGUCAUACUCUGCACGGAUGAUAAAAAUUUAUGUAAUAAAGCCAUUGUGAGUGAGGUCAAGGCAUUCUGCAAAGCUGAUUUAGUUACUGUUCUACAGAAUCUGAAUGUAAACAUGCAGCAGAACUGUUUUGAGUUGCAGCAGACAAAAUGUGAUGCAGAAUUCAAGAAAACGGGAAGAGGUCUUACGGCACAAUGUCCAGAUAUACUUCCAGACCUUGAAAAGAACUUAGGAGAAGCUUUAUCUUGUAUUCUGGAGACUGAAAUGAAAAUCGCAUUUGGAAACCUAUGGAUGGAGAUACUGUAUCUGAAGCCACCAUGGACAUUAGCAAGCUUGCUGAAGUGUUACAGAAAACACUGGGUGGCUGUUUUUGGUUAUAUUGUGCCAAGGAGUUUGCUUUCAACUAUUGAAUGUCUCUAUGGACACCUUUGUACAGGUAAACCAGUUGACCCUUCAACAGUGUGUAUCUUGCUCGAGGAAUCCAAAAAAUUAUUCCAUGCUUUCAGUUCAAGGUCAGAUUAUAAUGGUGUACUUCCUCAAGCUUAUGCUGAAGUGAAUAAGCUAUACCAAACACUUACAGAGGUGAGGUCAGACAAUGAGCAGGAUUUAUCAGAAGACAUCAUGGUUCUUUCAGAAAAUGCUGUAUGUGAAAAAAUGGAAGCAGUGACACCAAAUCUACAAAGCUCUGAAGAAAAAAAGUUACAUCCAAGCUUUCAUGCAUCUCAAGAAAGCAGGCACCAGGAAAUCUGGUCAGUCCUUGAAGGUGUAUGGAAUACAAUAAACUUGUACAGUAUUGAAAUUUUCCAAAAGUUGGGCCCUGGCACGGUAACUGUGACUGCAAAAUCUUCAUUUGAAGAAGCUCUUUUAGGUCUGCAGAAACUGAUGUCAGCUGUGAAUGAUAUCCGUGAAGGAAUUAGUAGAAUUUUGACCCCAACCAGUAGUUUCCAAGAUAUUUGGGCCCUCUAUAACUUCCUUAUAAGCAAUGAGGUAAAUAACAGUAUGAAAUUCACUGCUGAGGAGCUUUAUGAGUGUGUUUCACAAGAGAUAUAUCGGAAAAGGUUAGAAAUUGGAUGUUGCCAGCUGGUCCAGCUGGAACACACCAUUAAGCAGUGCCAUGCAUCAGUUCAGACAGAAGCCAACAACAGGGGCUGGCUGUGACACCUGGGUGAAGGUUUGGAGCUCUGCUGCUCACCCCUUGCGCUUCCCUUGUCCA
Messenger RNA from Pezoporus flaviventris, 2904 nucleotides. RefSeq names its product SWT1 RNA endoribonuclease homolog (gene SWT1). Lineage: Eukaryota; Metazoa; Chordata; Aves; Psittaciformes; Psittacidae. Bases 159 to 2849 code for a protein of 896 amino acids. The transcript is spliced from 18 exons. Gene Ontology annotation, cellular component: nucleus. The record is from RefSeq and is a predicted model, not a curated record.